UAUACAGUAUACAUAUCAACACCAGCACCACUUUCUGUUAUCUUUUCCGACGCCGUCCAUAACUCCGGCUACUGAAUAAAGAGGAGCUACAAUAAUACCCAUACAACAUAACAUGUCAGAGAAUAAAACAGGGGAAACAGGGGAUAUAGAGAAGCAAAAACCAUUUGAUUUGAAUGAUUACAUAAUAAUCAAAGAAGGCGAAGCUGAGAUUUUGAUGCACAAUAAGAAUGAAGUCUUCUAUAAUAAAACCCAGGUUAACAAUAGGGAUAUGUCUAUUGCCGUGCUAAGGACAUUUAUAUCAAAACGUAAAAAAGAACAUGAAGCACUUUUGUCUAAACGAAUAAAGAAAGGGUUAAAGGUAUCGGAAGAUGGUGAUUCUGGAAUGGAUAUAGCGAAUGAUUCUUCCAAGCCUAAUGGAAAUUCUAAUGGUGAAUGUGAAGAGAUCCCACAGGAUGAGCAACGUGGUAACAGUGAAGAAGCCAAGAAAAUGCCAGAGGUUAAAGUCCGAGAAGAAUUGAAGCCACCUAGAGUGCUUGAGGCUCUGUCAGCUUCAGGGUUAAGAGCUUUAAGAUAUGCUCGUGAAGUGGAAGGGAUCGGACAAGUUGUGGCGUUAGACAAUGAUGAAGCAUCUGUGGAAGCUUGCAGGAGAAACAUUAAAUUCAAUGGCUCAGUUGCCAGUGCAAAGGUGGAAUCAAACCUUGUCGAUGCUCGAGUAUAUAUGCUUACUCAUCCAAAAGAAUUUGAUAUGGUUGAUCUGGAUCCUUACGGUUCACCAUCUGUGUUCUUGGACUCUGCAAUUCAGUCAGUUGUUGAUGGAGGGAUGCUGAUGUGUACAGCAACAGACAUGGCAGUGCUAUGUGGAGGCAAUGGAGAAGUCUGCUAUUCUAAGUAUGGUUCCUACCCACUGAGGGCAAAAUAUUGCCAUGAGAUGGCUUUGCGGAUCCUUCUUGCAUGCAUUGAGAGUCAUGCAAAUCGAUACAAGCGAUACAUAGUCCCAGUGCUAUCUGUUCAGAUGGACUUUUAUGUCCGGGUGUUUGUUCGCGUAUAUACGUCAGCAGGUGCAAUGAAGAAUACCCCACUGAAGCUUUCGUAUGUCUAUCAGUGUAUUGGUUGUGAUUCAUUUCAUCUCCAACCACUUGCGAGAACUGUUUCCAAGAAUACCAGUGUGAGAUAUCUCCCGGGGUUUGGUCCUGCUGUGGCCCAAGAGUGCAGUGACUGUGGUAAGAAAUAUAACAUGGGAGGCCCCAUAUGGUCAGCUCCUAUUCAUGACCAAGAGUGGGUGACAUCCAUUUUAGCAGACGUGAAAUCUAUGAAGGCACGAUAUCCUGCUUUUGAUCGAAUAUCUGCUGUCCUGACAACAAUCUCAGAGGAAUUACCAGAUGUUCCCCUUUUUCUGAGUCUGCACAAUCUUUGUGCAACCCUCAAGUGCACUUCCCCAUCUGCAGUAGUAUUUAGGUCCGCUGUUAUCAAUGCUGGAUUUCGUAUCUCUGGAACUCAUGUGAACCCAUUAGGGUUGAAAUCUGAUGCUCCUAUGGAUGUUAUAUGGGAUAUCAUGCGUUGUUGGGUUAAAAAUCAUCCCGUGAAAGCCCAACCACCAGAGCAUUCUGGAAGUGUAAUCUUAGCCAAGGAACCUGUUCUUCAGGCCAAUUUUGCUCGAGCGGUUGCAUCACUUAGCAAGGCUCAAGCAAAGAAAGUUGCACGUUUUCUUCCGAAUCCCGAAAGUCAUUGGGGACCAAAGCUACGGGCUGGACGUACCAUCACCAGUAAACAUGCAUCUCUUCUGGGCCCAGAAAAAGUCAACGGAAUUCUUAACGAUAAUGAAGAACAAGGUGAAGAGCCUGAAGCCAAGCGUAAGAAGACACAAGAUUCUACUUCCAUUUUAUGAUAAAGACUAAAACUGGAAGCUUUUUAUUCCCCUCUCUUCUGAUAUUCUGCAUUUCUGUGCAGAGAGUGAAUCCAAGUUGUAAUCUCAGCGAUGAACUACCCUAGUCGAAUAGUUUUGGGAAAAUAGAUAGAAAUUAGUUAAAAGGUAGUUCUGUUCUGUAUGAAGUUUGGAAGUCUUCAAGUUGCAGAGUGAAGUCUGGUUUUUCCUGUCAUUUUAAUCCUACUUGUAUCUGUAGUUUCUUUUAUUACUCACAAAUCCAGUGUAUCAUUUGAAAUGAACUUAUGUAAUUAGCUAUAUCAUUUUUCCAGCAGCAGAGAUAAGAGACCUUAUAGUUGGUUCCAUCAA
This is a messenger RNA of Erigeron canadensis, 2230 nucleotides long. Its product is annotated as probable tRNA (guanine(26)-N(2))-dimethyltransferase 1. The record is from RefSeq and is a predicted model, not a curated record. Gene Ontology annotation, molecular function: RNA binding. Gene Ontology annotation, cellular component: nucleus. Gene Ontology annotation, biological process: tRNA N2-guanine methylation. The coding region runs from base 113 to 1885 and encodes 590 amino acids. Lineage: Eukaryota; Viridiplantae; Streptophyta; Magnoliopsida; Asterales; Asteraceae. The transcript is spliced from 12 exons.